AUGACGGAAUUUAAUGUCAACCGUGUCAGCGCCGCCCACUCGCAUGUGGAUAGCUUCAACGCUUUCAUCGACCAUUAUUCGAAACACGUGGUGAAGAGGAUACCGCCGGUCUACGUUUCUGCUGAUGCGGACUAUUUGAAGUACCUUUUCAACACUUCCGAGAAGCCACACUUUAAGUUUUCAAUAGAUGUGCAAAUAUCUGUGCUUUCCUUGCGGAUCGACUAUCCCACCCGGCCGAGCUCGGAGUGUCUGGGAUCGGACACCAGGAUGUUCCCCAGACAUGCCAAGAGCGCACAUACGACGUACGAGGCGCCACUAGUCGUGAAAUUUGGGCUAAAGGUGCCUGGAAUAGAUGGCGUUUUGACAAAGGAAAUUGUCGUCGGGUUCCUCCCGAUCAUGGUCAAGUCCAAACGCUGCAAUCUCGACGGGCUCUCGCCCGAAGGAAUGGUGCAACAAGGGGAGGAUGUGGAUGAGACUGGCGGGUACUUUGUCAUCCGUGGCAACGAGAGGAUCCUUCGUCAACUUAUCGUACUGCGUUCAAACUACCCGCUCGCCAUAAAAUCGGAAAACAACCGCAACAAGCAUGCACUGUUCACGGACUACAGUAUUAUGAUGCGAAGCCAAUGUUGCGACGACGGGUGCUCCGUGAGUAACAUUCUCUAUCUGACGGUGAACAAACGUUGCGUGUUCCGAACUAUCGUAAAGAGUUCCGUGGUUCUCAUUCCUUUCGGCUUGCUUUUGCGGGCAACGAUGCCGUUUAUGAGUGAUGAAGAGCUCAAGCGUAGGCUGCUGGAGGAUGCGUUGGGAGACGUUGAGCUGACUGUCUAUUACCACCGUUUCUUUCUCGACAUGACAGAGAGGGACCUCUUGUUGAGUGACAUUGACUUCAAGGAGAACCGGUACCUUUAUAGGCUCGGCAGUGCGUGUUGGACCCAAAUACAGCAGUACAUGCCCCCAGGAGCGACAUACGAAGAAUGUGGAGCAUAUUUGUUGCGCAACUAUGUGUUGCUGCAGGCAAAGACCAAUUCGGAGAAGUUCGAUACUCUGAUGUACAUGUUCAAAAAGCUUAUCAAGGUAUCUAGAGGCGAGACGCAAACUGAAAACUACGAUUCGUUUGCGUUCCAGGAGUUGCUCUUGCCGGGUCAAAUUUACUCGUGCAUUCUGAAAGAGAGUUUGUACGUGGCACUACUGAAAAUCAGGAGUAUUUAUCAAGCAGAACUUAUUGAAUUGUGCAAAAAUAUCAGUGGCGGUGCUGCCAGGAGAUCCAAAAGACAGGUGGUUGAGAUGGAGCUGGGUUCACAUGACCCCAAGCAGCUCAUGCGGCAGUUGCUGGAAAGAGCAGAGUUGUUCAGUUAUGCCGUAGACAAAGUCGCGCCCGACAUUACGAAAAAGCUGCAUUAUUUUCUGGCCACGGGAAACGCAACUACCACGCACUUUGAACUCCCGCAAAGCUCGGGGCUCACUGUUGUUGCUGAACGCAUCAACUACCAUAGAUCGGUUCACCGUGGAAGCAUCUUCGCCAAGAUGAGGUCCACUGAGGUGCGCAAAUUGUUGGGUGAGACGUGGGGGUUCAUUUGUCCGGUUCACACGCCAGAUGGUGCACCGUGUGGUCUGCUGUUACACCUGACGCAAUAUGCGAUUCCCGUAACGGAUGCCGAUUGCGGAAGUGCCACCGAUGCGGUGAAAUCUUUUUUAAGACACCAAGGAUACCAUGUUGAUUUCACCGGCAACGAGGCUGUGUCGCAGUUUUGGCAAUCAGGUACAAAUGACAGCGGGAGAAUCCCUGUGCUUGUUGACGGUAUUCCAGUCUGUAAUGUGCCUAUGGCGGAUGCUCACAGGCUCUAUUGUGAGAUUAAAAGGGCCAAAAGGAAUGAAAUUUUUGGCCUCAAACAACAUUACGAACUGGUUGCGCUGCCUGACUGCAAGGGCCAGUACACUAGCCUUAUGGUUUUGACAUACCCUGGUCGAGUGAUAAGGCCCGUGAGGUGCGUAAAGACUGGCAUCAUAGAAUGGAUAGGGCCAAUUGCGCAACUGUGGUCAACGAUUGCGGUUAAUGAAGAGGAGUUAAAACUCUCACACAAGAUAUUGGACGAAUCCAAAAGCCGCAAGUCUUCAAAAGCCCUGUCUACGUCAGAAGCGAUCGAAAAGUACAAAGCAGGUAGUAUUUCUGAGCCAAAAGAAGGGUCCACGUUGGACAACGUGCCGGUAAAAUACGAAUACGUGGAAGUAUCGCCUACUGCCAUCCUUUCUGUAACGGCUGCCUUAACUCCCUUCAGCAAUCACAACCAGAGCCCAAGAAACAUGUAUCAGUGUCAGAUGUUAAAGCAGAGUAUGGGAGUGCCAUACCACUGCGAACAGUUCCGUUCCGAUGUAAAGGCGUACAGGCUGCUGUUUCCCCAGAAGCCUCUUGUUACCACUGAGGAAUAUCGGAGGAUGAAGUACGAAGAUUAUCCGACUGGCAUGAACGCAAUUGUCGCAGUUAUCGCACACACUGGAUUCGACAUGGAAGACGCCAUGAUAAUAAACAAGUCUUCGUUGGAACGCGGUGCCUUCCACGGGUGCAUAUAUAAGACAAAAGUCAUAGACUCUAUGCCCCCGAAUGCUAAAAUGAGAGAAGGACAGUAUUAUUUCAACAACACAAAUCACUUAGGCUCUAAGAUUAUCCCUUCGUUGGACAAAGACGGUUUGCCAAGUGUGGGUUCGAGGGUGAGGAACGGCACUAUAAUUUGCCGUGUGGAAGCGCGUGAAAGAAUUGAUGGCGGGCAUCACACCACGGACCGAGUCGAAAAGUACCAUGACGAAGACGCCGUGGUAGAUCAAGUAACAAUGAUAGGUGCCAGCGACGCCAAUGCGGCCGACAGAGCAGGUGCAUCAGGUCUCAAGUGCAAUCGUGCCACCAUAAAAUUUCGCAUAGUCCGCAACCCUAUAGUUGGGGAUAAGUUUGCGAGUCGUCAUGGCCAAAAGGGUAUCCUCUCGAUGGCGUGGCCUGCGGAGGACAUGCCAUUCCUCGAAUCAGGCAUCACGCCCGAUAUCAUCUUCAAUCCCCACGGUUUGCCGUCACGCAUGACCAUCGGCAAGUUGAUUGAGUGUAUGGCAGGAAAGUCAGCCGCAUUGCACGGUGAAUUCCAGGAUGCCACCUGCUUUAGGACGUACCCGAAGCAGAUGAAAACGGGCAACAAAUGGAUCGAUCACGGUGGGCUGAAAGGAUGGGAGGAACGCGGCGGCAGAUACAUGACGGAAGAGGAGGAAGCUGCUCAAACUGAAGAUGAUGUGGUCGACUAUUUCGGCAAGACACUCCUGCAGGCGGGUUACGAUUACUACGGCACCGAAAGCAUGUACUGUGGUACCCUCGGCACUGAAAUCAAGACGCACAUUUUCGUCGGCUGCAUUUUUUAUCAACGUCUGCGUCACAUGGUUUCGGACAAAGCCCAAGUGCGUUCCACCGGACCGGUAGACGCAAUCACCAAGCAACCGGUCAAGGGUCGGAAGAAUCGUGGAGGCAUUCGUUUCGGUGAAAUGGAACGUGAUUCUUUAAUAGCACAUGGUGCGUCUGCGUUGUUGCAGGAUCGUCUGAUGCACUGCUCGGACGCCCACACGGCGUACGUGUGUCCCAAGUGCGGUUCCAUCUUGUCUGCCUCAAUCACGUCCAUCGGACUGACAAGCAAGGUUCAGGUGUCCAAGUGCAGAUUGUGUGACGUCAAGUGCAAACUCGUGACCAUACCGUAUGUGCUUCGCUAUGUCGCAAAUGAGCUUGCCUCAAUAAACGUUGGAAUAAAACUCCACUUGUCACAACUCGGAGUUCCUAUACGACUGUGA
Molecule: messenger RNA, 3816 nt
Organism: Babesia bigemina
Lineage: Eukaryota; Apicomplexa; Aconoidasida; Piroplasmida; Babesiidae
Product: DNA-directed RNA polymerase, beta subunit, putative
Exons: 8
Coding region: 1-3816 (1271 amino acids)
Biological process (GO): DNA-templated transcription
Cellular component (GO): RNA polymerase I complex
Molecular function (GO): DNA binding; ribonucleoside binding; DNA-directed RNA polymerase activity
Source: RefSeq, a predicted model, not a curated record